GAGGCGGGACAUAGGAGAGGCUGGGCUGACCUGGAGUGAAGCUGAGAUGUCCGCUGGGUGUCGCUGUGACUCAAAGAAACGGGAAGUAAACAGAGCAGCAGUAAUGGCCUCUGACUCAGGACUGCUGGCAGUUUCUUCUCAAAAUCUGGGAAUAACAAUAGCUAUAAUAUCAAGUUUCAUUAAUGGGUCGACAUUUGUGCUGCAGAAAAAAGGGAUACUACGUUCCCGCCACAGAGGAAGGUCGUACCUCACAGAUGUGGUGUGGUGGAGUGGGACACUGUGUAUGAUUACGGGUCAGGUUGGUAAUUUCCUGGCUUACAAUGUGGCCCCUGCGGUGGUAGUUACUCCUCUGGGAGCCCUGGGAGUGCUGUUUGGGGCUGUGUUGGCCUCCUGGAUCUUGAAAGAGCAUUUAAACAUCCUGGGGAAGCUUGGCUGUGUUUUAUGCUGCUGCGGCUCUGUGGUGCUCAUCAUUCACGCCCCGACAGCAGAGGCAACUUCAAGGCUGGAGUUGGAGGAGAGGCUCCUCGACCCAGUGUUUGUCACAUACGCCCUUGUGGUGGUCCUGCUGCUGAUCAUUCUCAUCGUGUGGGUCGCUCCGGCUCGUGGCACGUCAAACAUCAUGGUGUACGUUGCCAUAUGUUCCCUGCUGGGAAGCUUCACAGUGCCGAGCAGCAAAGGCCUCGGCCUGGCGGUCACGGACGCAUUCGGCGAAGGCCCGUCAAGCGGCAGGGCUCGGGCGCUCUUCCUGGGCUUGCUGGGCACGCUGGCUGUCAGUAUCCUCACACAGUUCUUCUUCAUCAACAAGGCGCUGGAGUGUUUCAGCUCCAACAUAUUUGAAGCGAUUUACUAUGUGACGUUCACGUCCACCGUGAUUUUAGCUUCUGGUCUUCUCUUUAAGGAGUGGACCGCGCUGACUGUAACAGACAGCCUCGCCAUACUGUGUGCUUUAACCACGGUGUGUGUCGGGGUUGUUUUACUGCACAUUUCCCAGGAGGCGCUGAUUACAUGGAAGAAAAAAGAGGACAAGUCAGACUGAUUCAGAUGCCUUUUAAUCCUUUACAUCGCGUCUGUGCCAAACUUGAGUUCCUGAGACUUUUUUCUACCUCCAGUUUGAAUGACCAAAACAACAUAAGAUAUAUAAUUAGUUUAUUUUAUCUUAAAUAUGUUUGAAGUAACACUAGAUAUGAUGUUAACGCUUUCAUCUCGUUAACCCUCAAUCAGCCGAAUUAUCUUAUGACACCUUUUAUCUUAAAGAAGAAUAUAUUUUUAAUGUUUCUCUCUGUUUCUCUAAUGCCUUUAUCUACGACUGAGUGAACUUUAACAAACUCUAAAUCAACAUCUGGUUUGGGGAUAUGGAAUUCAAAGAUUUUGUGCAGAAACAUUAAAAAUCAGGGUCCCUCUUUCUGCUCUCCAUGUGUUGUCCACGAUUCACUGUAAAAUAUCACAGUUUAAUGAAAAGAAACAGAAAAUUUCAAUCAUAUCAAAGCUUGCAAUGUUAAAAACCACCUUCCAAUCUCCUCAUCACACCAGUGCUCCAAAUCCUGUUUUUGUUUGUUUUGUUUUUUAAAAUGAAAACAAAAGAAAAGUUGGAGGAUGUGUAGACUGACUGAACGUUUUCAUGCUUGAAAAUAUCUCAAGAGCACUGGAGUCAUAAAUGAGGCAUUUCAUUACAAGCUUAAAUGUGGUCUGAGGACCGACAGUUAAUUUGUCACUGUUGUGUAAAUAUCUGUGCUUCCUUUCCUCCAGAGUCUUGCCCAUCAGGCUUUUACAGGCUGUCUCAGUUCUUAGAAUCACCUACAUGAGUUCAGGGCAUCUGUAAAUUAUUGAAGGUAACUCCAGAAGCUGCCUCUUCAGCUGCGUGGAGGACGACUGAGUAUUCUGUGCAAAGGAGAAUUUUGUAACAUUCCUUCUCUUCUGUGGCCACUCGCUGUUUACAUGAGUACAUUAAAACUUGAAUAAAUUAAUUAAUGUUCUAC
Molecule: messenger RNA, 1976 nt
Organism: Oreochromis niloticus (Nile tilapia)
Lineage: Eukaryota; Metazoa; Chordata; Actinopteri; Cichliformes; Cichlidae
Gene: nipa1
Product: NIPA magnesium transporter 1
Exons: 5
Coding region: 47-1036 (329 amino acids)
Biological process (GO): magnesium ion transport
Cellular component (GO): membrane
Molecular function (GO): magnesium ion transmembrane transporter activity
Source: RefSeq, a predicted model, not a curated record